CAACGCGAACGGAAGCAACGUCUGCUGACCUCACCGCUUACCGACAGCUUCGGACGGUUUCACAGCUAUCUGCGGAUUUCGCUCACCGAACGGUGCAACCUACGCUGCAAGUACUGCAUGCCAGCGGAAGGCGUGCAGCUCACCCAAAAGGAUCAUCUGCUGACGAGUGCUGAGGUUGUGCGACUCGCGAACCUCUUCGUAACCGAGGGUGUACGCAAGAUCAGGCUCACCGGUGGUGAACCGACCGUGCGCAAGGACCUGACCGAGAUCGUGAGCCAGCUGAAGGCCACCAAUCCGCUGCUCGAAAGCGUCGGCAUCACAACGAACGGACUCAUGCUGACCCGGCAGCUCGUUGGCCUGCAACGGGCCGGACUUGAUGCGCUCAAUGUCAGCCUCGAUACGCUCCGGGCGGCUCGGUAUGAGCAGAUUACACGCCGGAAGGGCUGGGACCGGGUAAUGGCCGGUAUCGAUCUGGCCAUUCAGCUUGGCUAUCGUCCUAAGGUGAACUGUGUCCUUAUGAAGGGAGCACCGGCACUUUCGACCUCAUUUGUACAAACACACCACCGCACCACCUUCUCACUGGCACAGUUUCAGCGCCCAUACUCCUCGCUAAGCCACGUAGACGAACACACCGGCCGGGCGACGAUGGUCGACGUAGAUGACAAGGUGUCAACCAAACGUGUGGCCAAGGCACAAGCCACCGUGUACGUUGGCCCUACGAUCGCGGCAUUGAUCGAAAACAACGAACUGAAGAAGGGCGAUGUGCUCUCGAUCUCACAAAUGGCCGCGAUCGUGGCGGCGAAGAAAACCUCCGAUCUGAUACCGCUCUGUCACAACAUCCCGCUGUCAUCGAUCAAGGUGGAGACGAGCCUGAACAGUUCCACCAACGAGGUGCACAUUCUGGCGAAGGUGAAAUGUGACGGCAAGACGGGUGUGGAGAUGGAGGCGCUUACCGCGGUUUCGGUCGCGGCCCUGACCGUGUACGACAUGUGUAAGGCGGUUUCGCACGAGAUACUGAUCAAGAACAUCAUGCUGGUGGAGAAAACGGGCGGUAAGAGCGAGUUCUACCGGAAGCAGUUUAAUCACGAACCGACGCUGGAAUCCCGCACGAUCGAGACACGUGAACGGGAGCAAAUGCCGAUCAUCACGCGUGGCUACCGGACGGAUCCAAUCGUGACGAACGAACCGUUCGUGCCGAUGCACAUUUGAGGUGGCCCCAAUUCAACAACUGCAUUCAUCUAGCGUGUUAAGUGCCUUUAUUCAUUAGCAGUGGGUUGUCAGUGGAGUACGCUAGUAUCGUUCGUCCGCGGAUCCUUGUCCCCAGUCGAGUGCCAUCUGGUUGCUGCCUCGUGAAAUGGUCUGCAAUCGAACCACCAGCUCGCCGUACGUCUCGCACGAGAGGCCCUUAUGUUUGGAACCGUCGGCCAGAAUCUUGGGGUCACGCAUUUCCGGAUUCACGCCGCUUAUCCAGCUCAUUGCCGCUGCGCACAUGUUGGCGUACUUCGGGAUGAACAGUGGCGCACGGAUGGUCCGCUCGGCCGAUGAGUCUCCACUUCCGGUGGCACCACUGAGCGGACAGUGUACCCGUGCGUAUCCUCGGUUCGUUUCCACGUUCCACACGUUGGCACCGUACAGGCUGAAGACGAUCUGCGGCCAACCGUACGGGUUGGUGGAUUUCAUCGUGAACUCGAUCGGCAUGUUGAACACCACCGUCCGGUAGUCCGUCUCGGUUCGAGCACUUUGCGUGACGGCAGACCGCAACCCGGACACGAGCUCCCAAUCCGGACCGGCUACGAUGUCGUACCGGCAGAACAGUCCGUUCCCGUCCGGACCCAUUGGGAAGUAGGCUGACUCCAGCUGCCCAGUGACGGUGAGGUGGAAAAAGCUUUCACUUUCACCGGAAGUUAGCUGUAGCUCGAGCAUAACGGCGAGAAUUAGAUGCAAAAAUUCCAGAGAAAAACACUCACACACUAACACACUAUAGAUGCGGAUCGAUUAGAUGCGCGGAAACAGAACGAAACGCAAAUCCACCGAAAGGAUGCCGACCCUGUUGUGUUAUGGUAAUGCAUAACAAUUUCCAUGGCAACGCACCACAUUAGACGUAAGACACACAUUGCUUGGGAAUAAUUGGGUAUUUGUUAGGCGUGUUUCACUGUACACGAGAAUUGUAACACGGACUAUAGCAUUUAACGAAACAAGCGAA
This is a messenger RNA of Anopheles nili, 2203 nucleotides long. RefSeq names its product molybdenum cofactor biosynthesis protein 1 (gene Mocs1). The record is from RefSeq and is a predicted model, not a curated record. The coding region runs from base 118 to 1209 and encodes 363 amino acids. The transcript is spliced from 2 exons. Lineage: Eukaryota; Metazoa; Arthropoda; Insecta; Diptera; Culicidae. Gene Ontology annotation, molecular function: cyclic pyranopterin monophosphate synthase activity; GTP 3',8'-cyclase activity; iron-sulfur cluster binding. Gene Ontology annotation, biological process: Mo-molybdopterin cofactor biosynthetic process.